Messenger RNA from Fusarium mangiferae, 2232 nucleotides. RefSeq lists its product as uncharacterized. The coding region runs from base 1 to 2232 and encodes 743 amino acids. The record is from RefSeq and is a predicted model, not a curated record. Gene Ontology annotation, molecular function: NAD+ poly-ADP-ribosyltransferase activity. The transcript is spliced from 2 exons. NCBI's taxonomy places the organism in Eukaryota, Fungi, Ascomycota, Sordariomycetes, Hypocreales, Nectriaceae.
AUGCCUCCUAGAAGAAGAGCUGCCGCGAACCCGCCAGCUAAUCCACCUCUGGACGGCUGCGCGAUCGCAGUCAGCGGCAAAUUUGACGACAUUGGCCACAGUCAUUCCUCUCUCGAGGCUCUCAUUCGCAAGCAUGGUGGAUCAUUCACCAGAAGCGUUACCAAGGCUACCACUCAUGUUGUUUCUACUCAAGAUGACUUUAACUCCCAAAGCAACAAAGUCACAGCGGCCAAAGACAAGGGCCUUCCUGUCGUGAACCCUUUGUGGCUCACUGAUAUCGAAACCAAGGGUGACAAGCUGAGUGCUGACGACUAUACCUGGGACUCUGCUUCCAAGACCAAUGGCAUCGCUAAAGCUGCCACCAAUGGCAAGUCAAAGAAGCGAUCCCCUCCUGCCGCUGAUGAUGAGGACGAAGAGGAGGAAAGCCAACCCAAGUCCAAGCGCGCAAGGAGCACCAGCGUUGCGCCAAAAGCCAAGGCUAAGCCCACGGCGGUCAAGAGGAGCACUAAAGAUAAGCCCGCCGUUGAGGAUGAGGACGAGGCCCCCAAGACCAAGGCCAAGCCUAAGGCUGCUGCAAAGAAGGGUGCUAAGGGCAAAGCUGCUGUCAAGGAUGAGCCCGAGGAGAACUUGGAGGAUGAAAAGGUCGUUGCCGAGGGCCAAUUCAUCAAGAAGAAGGAUGUCGCAAUUCCUCUCGAUGAGCACUGCACUCUCCCCACCUACCAAGUUUAUGUUGAUCCCGACUCUGGUCUCAUUUAUGACGCUUCACUGAACCAGACCAAUUCCUCGGCAAAUAAUAACAAGUUCUACCGCAUUCAGGUGUUGAAGAAUCCCAAGUCCACUGACUUCAAGACUUGGACGCGAUGGGGUCGUGUUGGAGAGAUGGGACAGAAGGCCAUCCUUGGAAACGGAACCGUCGACGACGCUAUCAAGCAGUUCCAGAAGAAGUUCAAGGACAAGUCAGGCCUCGCUUGGGACAACCGUACCGACAAUCCCAAGCCUGGCAAGUAUGCGUUCGUCGAGCGUAGCUACAAUCCUGAUUCUGAUGAUGACGACGACGAGGACGACAAGAAGGCUGUCAAGAAGGAGGCGGAUGAUGAGGAAGACAACGCAUCUCCUCCUGAGUGUACACUCGAGAAGCCUGUUAAGGAACUGAUGGAGCUCAUUUUCAACCAGCAGUAUUUCCAACAAGCCAUGACAUCUCUUAACUACGACGCUAAUAAGCUGCCACUGGGCAAGCUGAGUAAGACAACUAUUACUCGCGGUUUCCAGCAGCUCAAGGACCUCGCUGCCUUGAUUGACGACCCAACCCUUGCCGCAUCAAAAUGGAGCAUGUCCAUGGCUGCUGCUACUGAGCACCUUUCCAACACCUACUAUUCACUCAUUCCCCAUGCCUUUGGUCGAAACCGUCCACCUAUCAUCCGUGACAAUACCCUACUCAAGCGAGAAAUAGAACUUCUCGAGAGUUUGUCAGACAUGAAGGACGCUGCGGAGAUCAUGAAGAUUGACCGCAAGACGAGAGAUACUAUCCACCCUCUCGAUCGCCAGUUCCAGGGUCUCGGCCUUGAGGAGAUGACUCCUCUUGACCACAAGAGCAGCGAGUUCAGCCAUCUCAAGAACUACCUCAACGAGUCUCGCGGUUCUACGCAUAACAUGAGCUACACAGUCAAGGAUAUCUUCCGCAUCGAGCGACAAGGCGAGUUCAAGCGUUUCGAUGACUCCGAGUACUCCAAGAUUUCUUCCGAUCGUCGUCUUCUCUGGCACGGCUCACGAGCGACAAACUAUGGUGGUAUCCUUAGUCAGGGUCUCCGUAUUGCCCCUCCCGAGGCUCCUGUGUCAGGUUACAUGUUCGGAAAGGGUAUUUAUCUCGCCGAUAUGUCCUCCAAGUCGGCCGGAUACUGCUGCUCUUAUAACACUGGUGGCGAGGCUUUGCUUCUGCUUUGUGAAGCUGAGCUGGGUGAUCCUAUCCAGAAGCUCGUUGAUUCUAGCUAUAAUGCUGGCACUGACGCAAAGAAGAAAGGCAUGCACAGUACCUGGGGCCAAGGUAGAACCGGCCCCAGCAAGUGGAUCGAUGCCGGUGUUGUUCAUGAAAGCCUCAAGGGCAUCAAGAUGCCCGAUCCCAAUGUCAAGCCUGGUGAUACCAACGUUUCCGGUGCCGGCCUGUACUACAACGAGUACAUCUGUUAUGAUGUUGCCCAAGUCAAGCUGCGUUACCUCCUCCGAGUCAAGAUCUAG